AUGUCGACGAGGGGCGGCGGUCGGGCACCCGAGGCGGAUGUGAAGACGACGAUUUGGCGGCCGAACGUGAGAGUGACCCUCGACGAGUAUGGUGAAGUCGAGGACACGGAGAGUGGGGGAGAGGACGCGUCGAAGCAGGGGACGAAGCGGAAGAGAGCCCCUCGCACGAAGGGGCCGUGCGAGCACGGGGUGAAGUAUCGGUCGAACUGCAAGGUGUGCAGCGCUUGUCCGCACGGGAAGAGGCGCUCUCGGUGCCAGGAGUGCCGUGGGGCCUCAUUCUGCGAGCACGGUCGUAUACGCUCUCAGUGCAAGGAGUGCGGUGGUGCAUCAAUCUGCGAGCACGGCCGUCGGCGCUCUCAGUGCAAGGAGUGCGGUGGGGUUGCAAUCUGCGAGCACGGUCGUCAGCGCUCUCAGUGCAAGGAGUGCGGUGGGUCUCAAAUCUGCGGGCACGGUCGUGAGCGCAGAUACUGCAAGGAGUGCGGUGGGUCUCAAAUCUGCGAGCACGGUCGUAUACGCUCUACAUGCAAGGAGUGCGGUGGGUCAGGAAUCUGCGAGCACGGUCGUCAGCGUACCAGAUGCAAGGGGUGCGCUGGGGGCUCAAUCUGCGAGCACGGUCGUCAGCGCUAUGGGUGCAAGGAGUGCGGUGGGUCUGGAAUCUGCGAGCACGGUCGUCAGCGCUAUGGGUGCAAGGAGUGUGGCGGGUCUGGAAUCUGCGAGCACGGUCGUCGGCGCUCUCGGUGCAAGCUCUGUAGAGUCGACGGAUGA
Molecule: messenger RNA, 765 nt
Organism: Micromonas commoda
Lineage: Eukaryota; Viridiplantae; Chlorophyta; Mamiellophyceae; Mamiellales; Mamiellaceae
Exons: 1
Coding region: 1-765 (254 amino acids)
Source: RefSeq, a predicted model, not a curated record